This is a messenger RNA of Notothenia coriiceps (black rockcod), 496 nucleotides long. It is a transcript of the gene ndufa6, whose product is annotated as NADH:ubiquinone oxidoreductase subunit A6. NCBI's taxonomy places the organism in Eukaryota, Metazoa, Chordata, Actinopteri, Perciformes, Nototheniidae. The transcript has 3 exons. The record is from RefSeq and is a predicted model, not a curated record. The coding region runs from base 26 to 412 and encodes 128 amino acids. Gene Ontology annotation, biological process: response to oxidative stress. Gene Ontology annotation, cellular component: respiratory chain complex I.
CGGAAGUCCAGUGACGACUGCAGUCAUGGCGUCGACAGCAGCGACCCGAGCUGCCGCCGGAGCUUCUAAAGUUGUCAAACCCAUUUUCAGCCGGGAUCUGGACGAGGCGAAGCGGAGGGUCCGUGAGCUGUACCGGGCCUGGUACCGGGAGAUCCCCAGCACCGUGGCUCUGUUUCAGCUGGACAUCAACGUGCGUACGGGCAGAGACAAAGUGAGGGAGAUGUUCGACAAAAACAAGCACGUCAACGACCCCCGAGUGAUCGACAUGUUGGUCAUCAAGGGGAAGAUGGAGCUCCAGGAGACGAUCCACGUCUGGAAGCAGAAGACCCACAUCAUGCGAUUCUUCAACGAGAGCCAAGAGCCUCGUCCCAAGGACUUCCUGUCCAAGUUCUACAGCGGACACGACCCAUGAUCCUCUGCUGACCUCUGACCCCGCUUUGCUUUGUCCUCUGUGACAGAUAUUCCCCUUUAUUGUAAAUACACACUUACAAACCCA